Notolabrus celidotus (New Zealand spotty) is the source of this 3565-nucleotide messenger RNA. Its product is annotated as zinc finger protein 440-like. The transcript has 6 exons. Bases 176 to 1765 code for a protein of 529 amino acids. Lineage: Eukaryota; Metazoa; Chordata; Actinopteri; Labriformes; Labridae. Gene Ontology annotation, cellular component: nucleus. The record is from RefSeq and is a predicted model, not a curated record.
AGGGGGCGGUAAAGCACCUGAAAGCUGUGUUUGACCCGCCAAGAACAUUAACAACAAAAGAAGAAGCAGGAGAGGACGGAGAAGAAGGAGGGGAAGAGAAGAUUGUUUGUUGACUUCUGAAAACGUGCAUUUGAGAAGCCAAGAGAACGGACUCGAGCAGACAGCAGGGGAGAAAAUGGAACCAUAUGACCUAGACUUGUUCCCUGACACAUCACCCAAGAACUCCCUGCAGUGCAACAAGUGUCACAUAAUCUUCUACGAUCACAAGAAACACACGCGUCAUAUGAAGAGGAACCACCCAGAAGAAUAUGAACAGUUUUUAUUGAGGACUUCCUUUUUUGUGUGCUAUGUUUGUAGCCACCAUUUCUCAAGCUCCGUAGAGCUCAUAGCUCACCAGAAGACUCACACGGACAAGAAACCUUACAAGUGUGUGAUCUGCGACAUUGCCUUUGUAAGAUUAUCACAGCUCACCAAUCAUAAGAAAAUUCAUUUCAGCAUGGAUGGUUAUCCAUGCUUGGACUGUGGCACAAUGUUCAAAACUUUGUGUAUGUUGACUACUCACCGCCGCAAACACACUGGAGAGAUGCCGUUUAUUUGCAAGCCGUGUGGAAAGAGAUUUGCAAUGACCAAACAUCUGGAGGAACAUUCACGUUGUUGUUCUAAAGGAGGUGGAGGAAAAAGCUCAGCUAAAGCAAACCAGAAGGUAGUAAAGAAGAAAUAUUAUGGUGUUAAGAAAAUCUAUCCUUGUUCUCUGUGCAACUUGACUUACAAGAGUUCUUACACCAUGCUGAAGCACAUACAAAUCAGGCACGCUUCGCUGCUUUCUGCAGCUAGUAAAGCUCCUCCAGGUGGACAUCCAAUGGCCCUACCUGUCACCCAAGAUACACUUAGGCGGCUUCUGACCAAAGGACCUGUGAACAAAAUUGACGCCCAAAUGGACCCAAAGCAGAUUUCCGCACUCAUUGACUUUUUGGCAUGUAUGCAGAAAGGAAACUGUGUUGUCAAACAGGAACAGGUGACACCCCAUGCUCCACCACUGGAAGUUCAGGAGAUAUCACAAGAAACAGAAAGUGUGAAUUUGAGUCUCAGUCCACCACAACAGGAUUUAUAUGGAGAACCAUCUGAUAAUGAACCAACGUCAGAAAACCAACCACAGAGUGAGAGGGAUAACUGGUCUUUUGGUAGAGGCACAGUUCACCUAAAUGAAUCUAAAGGAUCCUGCAGUACUGCUGACGUUAUAGGCACUGGCAGACUCACUGGAAAAGCUACAGAUGAAACAACUGAGAAAACUCUCACUUUGCAGACUGUUUCAUGUUCCAUUUAUCAAGAGGCUUCUGUUAACAUGGAUGUGAAGAAGGUAAUAAUUAAACGAGAAAUAAAGCAUGAAGAGGAGAGUGACCAUUCUGGUGUGGUCAUUCUUGAAGAGGUCCUUAGCUCUGCACCACAAUUGACUGCUGAUGAGGAGGUGUACCUGAAGACGGAAAUGAGCGGUACAAAAAAGGUUUUCAAACCUAUUGCUGUGAAUGGAGUGCAGGACAUAAAAAUCGAACAGGUCAUAUCACUGGCUGAACCAAUGUGGGAGGACAGACAGAGGACAAGUGAGCAACCACAGCACCACAGUGAUGCACACGGGGCAGCCCAGUAUGUACCAAUUGAGAACUGGUGUUUACCGACUGGGAGGUCUUGGAAGACUCACCUGCAUCAGCAUCCUCAGGAAGAGGGUGAGAAUGAAGCGAAGAAAAGCAAGGAUGAAGACAGAUGGUGAUGAACCAUGAGAAGUUAAGUGCCAACAAUCCCUUCAGGACACCAGGGGUUGGAUGGCAGAGUUUUUAUUUUAAAAGUUAUAUUUUGGAACAUUUUGCCUUUCAUUCAUAAGACUGCGGAAGAGAGAUCAUAAACAUAGGGAGCAGAGAGUGGGGUAUGGCAUGCAGCAAACAGUCGGGGCUUUGUAUGGGGAGCAUGCUUAAACCACUUGGCCAACAGUGCCCCUAGUUGGCAGAGUUUUGAUAAAAAAUUAAUGUCAUUUUUGUUUUGUCUGUGGUAAAGUUUAAAAUUACCAGAGUUCAUUUAUGAAAUACAAGCAGCCGCACAACAAAUCUGCUCCUUCAAGUAAAUGUGUCCCAGAGUGUCUAGAUAUAAGUGCCCAGACUGUGGGAUGGUCUUUAUCAGGAAAGCACGGCUACUUGACUUUGACUAGUCCAGGUCAUGUUGACUAGUGAACUUAGAAUAAAAUAAAAUAAAAUCCUUUAUUGUCAUUGCAUGUUUGCAUACAGCAACAUUUUGUGUGUCUUAUAAAAGAAGACUGUUCCGUUCAUCCGCCUAACACAUUCAGAUACACGCAUUUUAAAAAUAGUAAAACAAAGUAAUUAAUUGAAAGGGAUCAAGGUCAUAUGCAGUGAUUGCACAUCAGUCAGUCUGUGGUGAUGCCAUUAAAAUUGACAUGGUAGUGGUGUGGAAGGGAGGGGGAUUGGGGGUGAGAGUUCACUUCAUUUAUUACUGUAGGGUAAAAACUGUUCUUAAGUCUUGAGGUGUUGCAUGUAAGGGUCCUCUACCAGAGGGUAGAUGGUGAAGGGGAUGAGUGUUAUCAUUAACAAUCCUACAGGCUCUGCUAUGGUAGCGAGACCUGUAUAUGAAUUCCAUACCAGGUUGUGACACAGUAUGUCAGGAUGCUCUCCACUGUGCAGUGGUAAAACGACUCCAGUAGAGUUGCAGUGAGGUUGGCCCUCCUCAUCGUCCUGAGGAAGUAUAAUCUUUGUUGGGUCUUUUUUACUAGAGCUGUGGAGUUUACAGUCCACUUGAAGUCCUGGCUGAUGGUCGGUCCCUAUGAAUCUAAUCCUGCAGACCCUCUCCACCUCCUCUUCACCAGAGUCACUGAGGAAAGGGAUGCAAACAUGAGUGAGCUGCCAGGGAAGUGAGAUUGUAUGGGGGAAAGCAGAAGGGAAAAGUCGUGUGAAGAUGCUGAGUUAGGGGACAGUGUGCAACAUGGAAAUAUUAACAGUAGGGAGCCAGAGCUUCACUUCAAGAUCUGAAAACCACUGCUCCUUGCUGCACUGAAAAGAAAACCACUUAAAACAUCAACAUAACUAGAGAGACACAAGACACAGUCAUGUAUGAAGAUCACAAGUAUUGUGAAUGGGAGUGUUGUGUUUGUGAUAUGGGUUUUGAUGAAGUUGCAGAGCUGCAUAUGCAUUAUAUAAAGCAUGCUGCUGGGGAGCUGCCGAUUCCACAUGAUGAUCUAUUGGUCUGAAAGCUUCCAAUCUGAUGUCCAGGGCUAAGCAACGUAGUUCAAGUAAUUAACUUAGUUUUUAAUGUUUGUAUCAUGUGUAGUGUGCUUAGAAUUUUGAACCUCUGUCCUGUAACACACAUUAAAGACAAACCUCCUUGAGCAAUUGAUUAUUAUUAGUAUGUACAACAGAGGAAACCUUGAAAGCCUGAUGCAAUGAGAUUUUACAAGAUUUUUUUUAACUGAGACGAAACGGUCAUAUGCUAGUGACAUAAACUGAAUGUAUAACUGAAAUAAAUCUACCUCCUUAUUCUGGAACGUAAUAAAGUGUUUACACCCUUA